Messenger RNA from Telopea speciosissima, 900 nucleotides. RefSeq lists its product as uncharacterized. Lineage: Eukaryota; Viridiplantae; Streptophyta; Magnoliopsida; Proteales; Proteaceae. The record is from RefSeq and is a predicted model, not a curated record. Bases 1 to 900 code for a protein of 299 amino acids. The transcript has 3 exons.
AUGACUCCUUUCAAGGCAUUGUAUGGAAGAACUUGUUGCACCCUAUUGUACUGGGAUGAAGUUGGAGAGCGACGUAUGUUGGGCCCUGAAUUGAUUCAGAAGACCUAUGAGAAGGUGGACCGGAUAAGAGAAAAAAUUAAGGCUACACAGUCCAGGCAAAAGAGCUAUGCAGAUAGAAAAAGGCAAGACAUACAGUUCAAGGUCGGAGAAAAAGCAUUCCUGAAGGUGUCUCCAAUUAAGGGUGUUGUCAGAUUUGGGAAGAGAGGAAAGUUAAGUCCUAGAUACAUCAGCCCGUUUGAGAUCCUAGCUAGAAUUGGUGCAGUGGCUUAUCAGCUUGCACUGCCCCCAUCACUUAUCGGUGUACAUGAUGUAUUCCAUGUCUAUAUGUUGAGACAAUACAUCCCUGACUCAUCCCAUCUGUUGCCUCAGCAACCAGCCGAGCUCAUUGCUGAUCUGACCAAUAAAGAGGUGCUAGAAGAGAUUGUUGAUGUGAAAGAACACAAUCUGAGGAAUCGAAGUAUCUUUUUUGUGAAAGUCAGGUGGAGUAACCACUCUGCAGCUGAAACGUCUUGGGAAAGAGAAGACUUGAUGAGAGAGAGAUACCCUUACCUCUUCGAUCUCCCAGGUUCCAGCUCUGUGUCCAUGAUUGCUUCAAUGAUUUGGGCUGCAUCAGUCGAUGAUACAGAUGAAUCUCUCGACACUCCUAUGGAGGAUUCCAGGGAUUCUUCCCAACUUACCCUUUCGGAGUCAGAGGACCCCCAUGAAGCUACUCUCGUUACUGCUAGUGUUUCUGUGGGGAUUCCUCCUUCUCAGGACUCUCCUGCUGCUUAUGGAGCUGAUACUCCUAUCUUGGUUAAGCACGAUGCUUCGUGUUCCUGUGACGCCUGCGCGUUCUCCUGA